Pectinophora gossypiella (pink bollworm) is the source of this 2307-nucleotide messenger RNA. RefSeq lists its product as uncharacterized. The transcript has a single exon. Gene Ontology annotation, molecular function: zinc ion binding; nucleic acid binding. NCBI's taxonomy places the organism in Eukaryota, Metazoa, Arthropoda, Insecta, Lepidoptera, Gelechiidae. The record is from RefSeq and is a predicted model, not a curated record. The coding region runs from base 1 to 2307 and encodes 768 amino acids.
AUGUCAAAAAAAGCAGUUGUGGAGUUAGUGGAUUUAAAAUUUUCAAAAAAGCGGACCGAGUAUUCUGACGACAUUGGCGACGAAAGUGGACAUGAUUGCGCGCGAUCUGGAGAAGAGAAGGCACUGCCUGCGGAUACCACCAAUCCGGGGGCGGCCCUCUCUUCUGUUGUUGAAAGAAGUAGCUGCACUGUGGCGGCUGCAACGCCCCGAAAGGGGAUAGGGAAGCGUGGGUCGAUGAAAGACCCAGAACCACUGGUUCCUAGCGGCAAGGACCAGGGGUUGAAGGUUCAGGCACCCAGCACAUACAAGGCUAUGGCUGGAGGAAGCCUGGAAAAAGGGGCGAAAGACCUGCAAAGGCCAGUGGAGGGGACGGUGGUGCUCAUGUCGGAGUCAGAAUCUGACUGCUCCGGGAUGGACACUGCCAUCUCCUUUUCUGAUGGAGGAUCCGUCGCUGGUGAAAAGCGGCGUAAAAAGAGGAGUGCCCCGGAGCCUGAUAGUAGUGGCGAGUCGUGUGCUAGCUCUGUUAUCGCUCCAAAGAGCACUGCCAAGCGAGGCAGAGGUAGACCGCCCACCACUGGGCACUACGUCGGCCUUGCAAAGGCUAAGGAGGCCCUGGUCAGCGCACAACGAGCUGAACUGGAGUUACAGGACGAGACAGAGGUCCUACAAUCGACCAGAGAGCUCGCAGCAGUGCCCGCAGACUCUCUCGAGAAAAGGGUGGAGAGCGGCGUCAAAGUCAUCUUAGAGGUCGCUCGAAGAUCUAAGAAUCUCAAGGGCACGUUUGUCAGCGCCCUUAAGAAAGCUGCCACGCAGAUCGAGCAAGCCGUGGCAGCAUUGUCAGAGAGGACCUGCGACGAGGAGGUGAAGGUUCUGCGCUCCGAAAACGCAGAGUUACGCAGAAGGGUGGAAAGUCUCGGCGAAGAAAUGUUCAAGCUCCGAGAGGAUCUUGGACGUCUCUCCGCGGAGCGCACACGCACCGAUGCGUGCGUUUCGCAAUCGGAGGAAGGGAGUAUGGCGGAUCAGCGGUCAGCCAUACUGAGUGAUAUUGAUCAUAUGAUCGAUAUCAAGCUGGCCAGGCUGGAAAGCCGCCUACUCCCACCGUCGGCGUUCCGUCCGCCCCUACAAGCGGACCUGAAUAAGCUUGCUUCGCAGGCAAGUGGAGCCAAAGCCUCAACUGCCAAUGCAGCCAAAGCCUCAACUGCCAAGGCAGCCAAAGCUCCGACUGCAAAGGCAGCCAAAAAGGCUGCGACCACGGCUGACCCUCCCACCCCAACGCCCACACGUGGCAAAGCGACCCCUUCACAGGGGACGCAGCCACCAGUGGAGACGUGGAGCGAGGUGGUGCGGAAGGGCAAGAAGGGCAAAAAGGCGCGCAAAGCCGAAGCCGCACCCACAGCCCAGACUACUCCCAGCCAGCCUCCGGCGAGCCAUGUAGGCACUACAAGGCCGCGCGGAAAGGCAAGGCCAAGUGAGGUGAGAGGCAAUGGGAAGGCUAAGGCUCUUUUGCGCCCUCCAAGAUCCGCGGCGGUAACCCUGACCUUACGGCCAGAAGCAAGUGAGGAGGGCAUGACAUAUGCCAAAGUCCUCACAAAGGCGAGGCUAGAGGUGGACCUCAAACAACUUGGGAUUGAUGGUCUCCAUUUCAGAAGGGCUGCCACGGGGGCUCGGGUCCUUGAAAUCCCCGGAAAGGAGAGUGGGGACAAGGCCGAGCUCCUCGCAGCGAAGCUUAGAGAGGUCCUCCCGGAGACCGUAAGGGUGGCUCGCCCUAUGAGAUGCGCGGACGUGCUCAUUUCAGGGUUGGAUGACUCUACCUCAGCGGAGAGUAUCACAGCUGCUGUGGUAGAGGCUGGGAAAUGCUCUGCUGAGCACGUUAGAGUCGGGCCUAUAAGGGUCGGAGUAUUUGGCGUGGGCAGCGCGCUCGUAGAGUGCCCUGUCGAAGCGGCCAAAAUACUAGUGGACGGUGGGAGACUCCUAGUCGGAUGGAGCGCAGCCCGGGUGCGAGCACUGGGGCCUAGGCCAAUGAAGUGUUAUAAAUGCUUCGAAAUUGGGCAUACUGGGCUCCAGUGCCAAUCGCAAAUAGACCGCAGCCGGAACUGCUUCCGGUGCGGACAGGAGGGACACAUGUCGUCGACAUGUACCGGCGACCUCCACUGCCCCAUUUGCAAGGCUGCAGGGAAACCUGCAAACCACGCAACUGGGGGUCGGAAGUGCGCUCGGCCGAAGCGUGGCAAGAAAGGGACUGCCAGGACCCCAGCCCCUAGCCAAAUCUCGAGGGAGCCGCCACAGGAGGCGAUGGCGACCGGUUAG